This is a messenger RNA of Amoebophrya sp. A25, 8251 nucleotides long. The record is from the annotation of a GenBank genome assembly. Lineage: Eukaryota; Dinophyceae; Syndiniales; Amoebophryaceae.
GUUCGAUUGGGGGGGCCUUCAGCCCUGAGCCCUGGAACAUAUUUAUACAGUUACGUCUAGCGAGCCAAUAAAAGUCCAACUCGUCUGUACGACUUACCUUUCUUUGAGAAAUCAUGUCUGUGCUCUAUCCAACAAAAAAGGAGAUUGAGCUCCAUGUUGAUGAAAAGCGUACACCUCUGUUAGAACUGAGUCAUGCGCAUCUGUCAUGAGUGAUGGAGGGCUACCAGAAAGAUGUAGUUGAAUUUUCACCGAUCGUCGUAUCAAAUUUUUGUAACCUUCGUGUGUCGAUAUUCUCUUAGGGUCGCUGAACCCUGAUGCCUUCUCCAGCACGACCUCAGCAUUCCAAUCCCCAUUCAAAUAGAGAAUUAUUUGCAAACCGUUUAUUCCCGUACUUACAAUUUCUUCCCCAAACUAUAAUCUGGAGUCUUCAACAUUACUUUUACUAGGUGAAGGUUUAGAUUGGCACUUCCCUUAUUCGUUGUUUGGCGAGCGUACAAAAUUCGUACCCAAAGGAAGCGCAUCAAUGCGUUGUGGAUAUAAUAUGGCGAUUAUCUUCAACUAGCUGAACAUUGGUGUCGCUCGGAUUCGUGUAGUAUACUAGCUCUCCGUUAUUUUAUUAUAAGAAGUUACACUGCUCAGUAACCAACCGUAAUGAUCAGUCCAAAAAAAGUUUGUGUUUGUUCAUAUAUAUAAGCCACGUACAGGUAAGAACAAGCACAUUUUCAAAUCAACAUUUAGGGAGUCAAGGACGAUGGACCGUGUUCAAUCACGUCGUUCGAUUUUGAUUCUAGAAAAUUGAAAUUCCUUUCUUUUUAUGUUGACUGUUUUUACAACAGCGGAUGUUUAAUAUUGGCCUGUGAUCCUAAUUACGACUAAGCAAGAUGCCGAAGGCGGCGAAGCAGAAGGAUUUGGGCAAUGUGGAGAUCGGGGAUUUCAAGCGCGAAAUCUACCAGCAGGAGAAGGAGCUGGACUCCGCAGCCCAAGCUGUGGCCCGUGAGAAUGCGAUGGUCUCGGCUGCUAUCCUCUACGUCGGCUUGCAAGCCGCGAUCGAGCGCGGUGCGUUCGACGGCGUCGACACUGAGGCGAUCGUCGCUGAACUGUCGCAGUUCAAGGAGGAUGGCCUGGAGUUGAGCAAAGGCGCGAUCGAGUUCCUGCGCGACAAUGCUUCCGCCGUGAUGAAGGGUCUCGACGGCGAGGAAACCAAGGCGGUGCUGAAUGGCUGCAAGAACCUGGCCGAUUUGGGCGCGGAGCAGUUCCAAGUGCUGGGAAAGUUCCUGAGCGAUGCGGCCGCGGGUCUCGGCAGCGCCGUUGGCGACAUUCCGUGGGACGCGCUGGGCGACAACGUCGGAGAUAUGGCCGUAGCGGCCGCAGCCGCUUUUGCCGAGGCUGGUCGGUGCGCCGGUAAACUCAUGUCCGAUGCCUGGGAGCAGCUUUCGGCUGAGGAUCAAUUCGCAGCUGCCGGUGGUGAUGAUGACAAAGCGGCAGGGAUCAGCAAGGCCCUUGAAGAGAUGUCUAAGUAUCAUGCUAAACAUUUUUACAUGUCGAUAUCAGCUUUUGUAUCCUGCGAACGCAACAUGUUCAUUGAAUAACAAGCAAUGCGGUAUACGUUUAGCACAUGAUGAAAACAAAUGGCCAGUUUUCAUUAUUUCAAAAGAGUGUAACGAAUUUACUACCUUUUACUCAGGACCGGUGCCGGUCUGGCUGCCGACGUCGUCGAGGCAUUACCGUCGAUCUGCGAUAAGCUGAAAGACCAGGGAGUGCAACUUCUACAGAAGGCCGUUGCGGUCCUAAAACGCGCUGGCGACGACCCGCUGAUCGGGGAGCUGUGGGACAAGCUGGGCGAGGUGGUUGCCGCACUCUCUGAGGCCGGACGCGAGGUGGCUGCAGUGGCCAUCGAGAACGUUGGCCCGGCGAUGGACGUCGUCCAAGAGUUCAGCGCUGAUCUCAUGAGCGGCGCAGCGGCAGAGGCGGCCGCCGAGAACGCUAAAAUCGCAGGCGCGAUCUUGCUGAAUGCGCUCGCUGCGGCUCCGGACGUAGCUGAGGAGGCGAUCGCCAGCUUGAAGAAGCUGAAGGAGGACGCGGCGCCCCUUGUCGGCAGAGCGUUGGCGCAGGUGAAAUCGUCCUUGAACGACGCCCUGUCCAAAGUCCCGGACGUGGAUCUGGAAAAAUUGCAGAAGGCUGUUGCGUACGCUGCGCAGUGCGGUAUGGCAGGCAUGCACGACUUGUUCGAGGCCAUCAGCUCCUUCGUCAGCGGGGCUAUUGCGAAUCGCCCAGACUUGCCAAAGAUUGAUUUGCCUCCGUUGAGAGAGAUGAAGGAAAUGCUGAUCGCGGGUGCAGCAAUUGUCGCGUUCGCGAGCGUGGCGCCGCUCAUCGGCAUGGCCGCAGGCAUUGCGCUGGCCGCGGAAGCGGUCAAGGUCGAGGACCUCAAAAAGGCCGGCGAGGUGAUGCUGGAUGCGUUGAAUAAGCUGAAAGAAGACGGCGCCGAGGUCGCGGACGACGUUUUGGAUGCGCUCACAAAAAUGAAGGAGGAGGGCGUGCCGAUGGCCAAGGAGGCGUCUUCCGCUGUCGGGGGCUUCCUCAGUGAAAACCUUUUGGACAAAGUAUCCGAUGAGGAUGUGGAGAAGCUGCAGAAAGCAGUCGGUGCCGCGGCAAAGGCUGGCGUUGAGGGCAUGAAGGAACUCUUCGAUGCAAUCCAGGUUGCAGUUGAUGCCGCGAUUGAGGCUGGCCGCGAGCUGGCUAAGGUCGAUUGGGCCUCUAUCGCCGCGGGAGCAGGUGGCAUGAUCGGACAGGUAAAAGUCCUAACGGUCUCUUCAAUUUUUGGAGAUCAUGUUGUUUUCAGUUAUAUACACUUGCAUGAUUAUUUUUUUGGAUUUAAGAGUUCGUGCAUCUAGGAUGGAUAUUGUUCUGGUAGCUGGACGGAAUUCUUCUGAUUCGGCUGGUAUUUUUUGUAUUUCAUUUUCCACAUACUUUUUAUCUACAGGGCGCUGCAUUGGUCACCGAUGGCAUUGAGGAUUUGCAGCCCUUGUACAAGAUGGCGCGAAGCGAAGUGACCGACGCCAUGAAUGCUCUCGUCGGUGCAACAGUGACCGGAUGCGCUGCAUGCAUGGACUUGCUGAAGUUGGAAAUUUUCCGUGAUGUUUUCCAGGCCCUCGGUGUCUUCUUUGCGCGCCUGUUCGCGGGCGUCAGCGGAGGCCUCACUGCCACAGGUACCGCCAUUUGGGGCUUUAUCGGAAAUUUGAUUGCCAUCGAUUGGGGUGAGAUUAUCCCGGUGAAGGUCUUGAUCAUCGUUGCGAUCGUGGCACUAGUCAUUGUGGCAAUCAUUCUUGUCGGCUUUUUCAUCUGGUUCCUCUACAUCGCAAUUACCGAGCAGACAGACGCACUGCGCGAAGGACACGAGGCAGAGAACUGGGUCCAGAAGCAGAAGGAGCAACAAGGCAAAGUCUGGAAAAUGGGCAUGGUUCUUACCGCAGCCCUUUCGAUCUACUUGCCGCUUGCAAGAACAUCCUUCGAAAUCUUGUAUUAAGUAUAAUUACUUCCUAUUUUGCCAAUAAGUGCUAGUUUCAGAAGAUAGUUCAUCGAUAUCAAACCAGCCUUUCCGAACCAGACAGAGUCAGCCUUGACGUUUAUCGCGAGUUCUCUCUCGCUUGCUCUUCCAUCAUCUUAUCGCGAUGUGUGCUUAUUAUAGGUACUGCGACGUCGCGUACAAGUGGUUCUUGGCCGACAAUCUGAAGGAAGACAUUCUGUUGUGUGAUUCCGGUCUUAUGGUCGGCAUUGCGGUCUUUUUUCUCCUUAUUUUCGUGAUUCCGCUGCCGAUUUUGGCAUUCUGGCUGGUGUCGAAGAACAAGCCCCAAGGAAGUCCCGAGAACCCGGACGUGACGUACGAUGAGGAUGGUUUUGAGGUGCCCUUCACGGACAAGCUGUAUCAUGAACGCGUAAUGACCGAUCCAGACCAGCUUGCUUGCCCGUACCGCAGCUUGUACUUGGGUUUUGAGCGCAAGUGGGCGUUUUACAAGGUGGCAAUGAUGCUCUUCAAAUUCGCCCUGGUGAUGCCCAUCAUCUUUGCGGCGACGAAAUAUUCCGAGGCGGAGUACGUGACAUAUCAGCAGUGCAUCGAUAAACCCGAAGGUUUCGGUGAUUAUGGCCAUAGACCACAAAAUAAUCAGACGCGAUUUUUACUAGCUUCCACCUAUUUCGCAGACAUCCAUACUUUACGGUCAAGAUAAGUUUAAGUACUUACAUAUACUAUUCAGUAUAUCGUCUUCGAGUUCAUAGCAAUAGCAUACUAGAGCAGCAGAUGCUCAUGCAUUAUUGCGACAUGUGUAGAAAUGCUUGAAGUUGAACACUGAACUGAAAUGCUUGAAGUUGAACAUCAUUUAACUGAGCUCGAAGCUGUUGCUGGUUCAGCACAGAGUAAUUAAGCACUUACUUACAAUGGUAAUCGAACUAUUUUUCCUGAUGCUGUCGUCCGUAUCUUCCUCUAAUUUGUUAUUGCCAAGAGCCCACCCGCGGUCGGCGUGGCUCCGGGUAAGGAGAAAACUGGAUGUGAGGAAUACAUGAAGGACGUGCAUGGAGUGAAGCCGAAUCCGAUGCAGGGUCUUGCGACGCUCAUCGUUGUCGCGCUCUUUGCCGGUUUCUCGACUUACUCGGCUCCCUUCGUGGAUCCCAACAGCGAUCGCAUGGACAUCAGUGGUCGUGUCGCCAUGACCGUAACCGUCGCGAUCGCACUUGUGUAUGCACUCGCUACGCCGAAGAUCGGUGGCGGACUCGACGUUGUUCUGGGUAUCACACUAAACGCGGCGAACGCCGUGAACUUCAUCUUCCUGGUUGGCUGUCUGCUCGUAGGCUUUCCCUGCUUGCGCUCUUGGUACAAGAACAAAACUGGACGGAUCGACUUUGCUGAUACGGGCAGCAGAAACACGCGCUUCCUCAGCUGCAAAGAGGCCAUUCCCGGUUGGGACCUUGCGCGCGAGAUCAAGCACCGAAUUUGGCACUCCUUCUGGAACACGGUCCUGCUUAACGCUUGCGGCGAAGAGGUUGCAGCUCGUAUGCUGGAGCUGAAGGCGAAGACGCGUUCCUUCGGUUUGGAAAAGAUCAAGAUGCAUUGGGCAGGCUUCAACGAUGCGGAAAUCGCGGCGCUGCGCAUGGAAGUGCGACAGCAGUGGGAAGGUAUUAUUUGUUUCUGUUUGUUUUACGAGCUCAACGCUACAGGCAGUUUUUACAAAACUCUCAUGAAUUUGUGAUCACGUUGACCUCAAAGAACGUUCAACGAAGACAUACUUCUAGGUCGUAGUGCGCAUGAAUUUUAAGUACGUAUAAUGAGGAUCUCACCAAAUGUGCAUACUCCUUACUACUAGGUGUCGAUUUGUACUGGGACGACGCGACGGGUACUUUGGACAAAAAUCUGGAUAGCGCUUCGAAUUUCGGUAAGAUGUACGUGACGCCCUACCCGUUUCACAUGGUCAUGGUGUACGACGACUGCGAUGAUGUCUCCUUCAUUUGGGGAAAUGAAAAGCUGAAGCAGUUCUUGGAGUUGAAUCAGCGGCCGGACAUUGUUGAGAAGGUCGGGAACCGCCGACGCUUCCGUGCUCUUGCUGCGGCGGACGCCGAAUUCGAAUUGCCCUUCGAUCAGAUCGAAUCUGAGACCGUUCCGGAUGGCACUGAGGAGUACCAGGACAGCGAGGGUAACACCAAGACGCGCGUGGUGUUCUCCACGGUCACGUUUACGUGCUACUACACGAACGGAAAAGUGGCACUUGGCGCGAACACGAGCAAGGCUAUGGCUGCGGGUUUCAAGCUGAGCAUGACCUACUGCGACGGCUACGGUGACGCGAUCAAACCGCGCACGGGAGAGCCCGUGCACUUCUCGAACCGCGUCUGCACUAAGGGUCGGGAUCAUCUCGGUGUGGACGACUCAUUCGACACCAACGGCCGCAUGUCUGAGGUCUUCGCUGCAUCCGGCCACCUCUGGCGUGACCAGCUGGACCCUUUGCUGGAUGGCUACGCAACUUACCGCACCGAAACGAUUGAGAGGUUCGAAGCGCUGAAGGGCAUCCUGCACAACGGCUUCUGGUUCUACGUGUACAACAAUGAGAAAAUCACGCGUCCAGAACUGCUCACCUACUUGAACGAGUUUGAAACCAACCCGGUGCUGAAAAGUUUUGGCACUGAUCACCAGGCGGGAUUGAACUUUCUUUACUUGCGUAUGCAGUGUGUCGCGCAUCCGUUGUCGGCGCUCUGGUAUGUCUUGCUAUGUUUGAAUUCAUGUUGUUGAUCUGGGUUUUGUGGAAAGGCAUUUUCUCGCAGUAAGUACUUUGUUUCAGAAUUUUGUGGUUGAAUAACUUCAAUCUAUCAAGUUCAAGUAAGUUGAUUUGUCUGUUUAUAUAAGGGACUACGCUUGAUAUACUCCUGCCUAGCAUCUCGAGCCUUGCUUCGCAAGGCAGAGAAACUCUGAGUCGUAUUUUUCACACAGAAAAAUAUCUUAAAGAUCAAAUAUUUUUUUGCACAAAAAUUUGAAUUCAUUUGCACCUCAGGUUUGUAUUGUGGGAUGAUAUCUGGGAAGAGAAUAAGGACAUGAUCGCCUUCCGUGAUUUGGAGGCUGAUAUCGCGCCUUCGUCUGGCCAGUCCAUCGCUUACCGCCCAAUGGAGCGCGAGAAGCUUGUUGAAUGGCUGAAAGAACGCAACCUGUACGGCUCCAAGGGAUGCUGCGGAGGAGAUAACCUCUUCACCGAUGACAUGCUUGAUGUCAUCUACGAGCGUAUGGAGCAGGAGAAGCAGAAGUCGGCAGUAUAAAACGACAGGUCCUUGUUGAUUGGACGGACAACUUGUGACUAUAACUGAUUCUCAAAAUUUACUUACAAAAAUGACUGUUAUCUGAACGGAUGGAUAUUGGGCUCAAUCAUAAAUUCUAGGACAUUUCUCUGUGGAACAUUGCUUAGUUUCAAUGCACUUGUCAACUUGUGGUGUGGUGCUUCACCGCAUCUGUCAAAUUCAAUUGACUUUGUUAGAACUAUGUGGGAUCGAUCCUGCAGGGUCUACAUCAAACGACACAGCAUAGUAGACUCUUUUGUGCAUAUACUGUGACUUCUGUGUCUUCUCGACGUCAUACAGCGUUUGUGGUUUGAGACAUACUAUAUACCGAUGUCUUCUUUCGCGGUCGUUAUCACGACAAGAAUCGUCCAGAUGGCUGAAGGAAAGAGAUGAUCGAAGGACUGGCACUUUUUAUCACUUUGUCGACACUGCUACAGAAAAGGUCUUGAUGUUUGUUUUUCGUAAUAUCCUUUGUUCCGAGGAGGUGCUCUCUGCUGCAUAGUAUGUCGGAGCAUCUGCGUUGAAGUCCAUGCUCUUUUGUUUGAUAGCAUAGGAUCAGGGUUGUUAUCUUGGUUGAUGAUGUAGUAACUCUUCCUCUUCGUCAUGCUACGCGGAAAAUAUGUAGGCAGGUUCUUCACGGAACUCGCUCGCGAUACAAAAAAAAAAAAUGAAUGGGCUGUAUUGCAUUGAAAAAGUGUUAUAAAAUAUUUAUCAUGCGUUCUACUCUUCGGAGGUAAAAUGUCUGAUUAGUUACUAACACUGAUACGUGAAGAGUCCUGUCAGAAAUAUUUGUACAGAUGUAAUUACAGAUGAAAUAAAUGAUGUUAUAUGAGUCGAAUUGAUACGGUAACACACUGAAGUGAAUUUAACGGAAACGACAGAAAGAUGAACUACAUGUGAAACUUUCUUUAUUAUGAAGAGGUGUUAUAAGCAAAUGUGUGCCCGCAUAAAGUGGAAGGAGGGCAUGAAAACUUUCCAAAUAAGAAAUGAACAUCUCUGCUCGUGAUCGUGUGCAUCCGCCAUGGGAAGCUAACUACAUGAUACCGCACGGAAGGCAGCAGCUCAUAGAGUCUGUGCACAUCAUUGGAGCUCUACGUAUUUUGAGUCGCAUGUUUGGAUGACAGAUCUUCAGGUCGGUUGACUCUGCCGAAAAAGGUGUGUCAUCGUGCUCUCCUUGCUGUGGUGCCGCAUCUUGUUUUCGCAACUUUCUAGUGUCUUUCUUAGCACGUCUCUCUACCUCUAAGCUCAAGCUUUGUCUGUUGUCCAUUUCUGUCUGCGAUCUGCCCUUGUCUGAGUCUGUAGUUGGUUUCUUUUGUUUUAAGUUUUUAGCGCUUUGAAGGUUAAUUGAGCCCUCUGCUUGUUCACCGCUUUUCUAUCCUUAAAUCUUUGCGUGGUCUGUGAAGUGUUUGCUUUCUCUGCGCCCACCUAAGCUGGUGCGUCGAAC